Messenger RNA from Strongyloides ratti, 1407 nucleotides. RefSeq lists its product as hypothetical. Bases 1 to 1407 code for a protein of 468 amino acids. The transcript is spliced from 8 exons. The record is from RefSeq and is a predicted model, not a curated record. NCBI's taxonomy places the organism in Eukaryota, Metazoa, Nematoda, Chromadorea, Rhabditida, Strongyloididae.
AUGAUACUUACAACAUGUUUAUUAUUAUCUAUUUUUGCCAUUGGCAAUAUAUUAAUUUUUUGUGAAGAUAAUGUUAGUGUAAAUAAAAAAGAUACAACCUCAAAUAUAUCAACUUCAUUUGAUAAUGGAACAAUGGAAAAUGUUUCGAAAAUUUAUCCAUCAUACAUAAAUGAAUUGAUUAUAGCAGGUAGUGGAUAUAGUGAAAAUAAUCUAAAAGAAAUGGGAAUAGAAGAAAAACUUGAAAAUAUUAUUUUAAUUUCAAUUCAACUAUCAUUAUCAAAUCAUUUAUCAAAAAAGUCCAUUCCAAAUGAAGACACAAAUUUAAAUAAAGAUGGAAAUUAUUGGGAUUUUCAAAUGCCAAAUGAUAAUGAUAUUAAUGAAGUUAAUAUGACAGAAACAUAUUUAAUCGGAAAAAAGAAUAUAAUUAAAGUUAAUAUAACAGGAAUGGAUAUAAAAAUGAGUAAUACAUUUUUGUACUUUUUAGUACAAUAUAAGAAUAGAACUAUUCAUUCAGAUAUUAUAUCUGAAAACUUGUCAUUGUUAACUUUGUCACAUAUAUCAGCUUUCCUUGGACUACCAGUGAUAGAAAUUAAUAGUAUGUUAAGUCUUGGACAAAUAAAAAAAGAAGGAAAUAAUUGGUGGAUUAUUAUAUUAAUGUUUGCUUCAGGUUUAAUUUUAUUUUUUAUUUGUUGGUGUAUGUUGUUUAUAUAUUUUAAUACAUGUGGACAAUUAACAUAUCGUUAUUCGCAAAAAACAACGUCUAUUGUUAACAAUAUAAGUAACAAGGUAUCAAAUAAUAAUUCACCAUAUACAGAUAGAAUAAUUUUACAAAAUGAACUAAAAAAAAAUGAUAAAAAUAUUUUUAAAAUUGAUAAUGAUUUACCAAAAAUAAAAAAUAAAAAUCAUGGUAUGAUAAAGACAAUAAAUAAAGAUAUUUCAAAAAUUAAUUUAUUUAAUAAUGUAUCAGAUGAUAUAUCAUCAACAACCUCUACAAAUUCUGAUACAGUAUUAGAAAAAAAAAUUGGUAAUGAUACUGAAACAAAUAUUAACUUGAAAAAAGAUGAAACAUUUGAAAAUGUUGAAAAAAUCAGUUCAAAUUACAAUAAUAUAAAAAAUGAAGUUGAAAAAAAAAAUAUUAAUUAUGAAAAUAAAAGUUUGAAUGAAGAUAACUUACAAAAAAAUGAUGAACUUAAGAAAAGACCAUUAUCAGCAAAAAUUAGAACUCCUCUUUUUAAAGAUAUUAAUGAGUUUAAAAGUAUAUUAAAUGAUGAAAAAGUAAUAUUGAAGCCAGAAAUACUAGUUAAUGAUGAAUGGACUCCAUAUCAAUCUGGAGAUUAUAUAGCAAAACAUUUUGUUUCCAAUAUGGAUCCACAAUCUUAUCCAUCACCAAAAAAAAAAAUUAAAUAA